Messenger RNA from Rhipicephalus microplus (southern cattle tick), 1003 nucleotides. RefSeq lists its product as uncharacterized. The record is from RefSeq and is a predicted model, not a curated record. NCBI's taxonomy places the organism in Eukaryota, Metazoa, Arthropoda, Arachnida, Ixodida, Ixodidae. Gene Ontology annotation, biological process: regulation of transcription by RNA polymerase II; sex differentiation. Gene Ontology annotation, cellular component: nucleus. Gene Ontology annotation, molecular function: DNA-binding transcription factor activity, RNA polymerase II-specific; RNA polymerase II cis-regulatory region sequence-specific DNA binding.
GGCGACUUGACCUCGAGCUUCCGGAGCGAUGAGUGGCGGCGCGUCCAGUCCACCUGCGUCCUCUUCUUCGUCGGCCGCCAGGAGGCCCAAGUGCGCGCGCUGUCGCAACCACGGCGUCAUUUCGUGGCUCAAGGGCCACAAGCGACAGUGCCGGUUCAAGGACUGCGCAUGCGCAAAGUGCAACCUCAUCGCCGAGAGACAGCGCAUCAUGGCCGCACAGGUGGCUCUGAAGCGUCAGCAGGCCGCCGAAGACGCCAUCGCCAUGGGUCUGCGCGCCGUGGCCACCGGUCGUUCACUACCCUUCCUGCCCCCGGGUCCCAUCUUCGGACUGCCCUUGGCCGCCAAAGCCAUGGCGCAGGCCAGGGGCUCCGGGGCGCGAGCUAAAGAAGCAGCAGCUAAGAGGGCGGCCCGCGAAGCCGCCAGAGCUCUGCAGCAACAACAGCAGAGGCAACACAGGCAACAAGACCAGACGCAACAACGUAGAGACGACGAGGAAGACCGCUCACCGUCACCCCCACAGUCGCCGGGACCAGCUCCUGCACGACCACUGUCUCAGCCGGCUGCCACUGUGGCGCCACCAUCGGCGCAACCCUCGCUACGGCCGGAGGCGGAGGACGCACAAGCAGCUGAUUCGGACAGCCCACUGUCCCCCGGUCCGUCGCUCUCCCGCAUGGCGCUGCCCCCGUCGGAACGACCACCGGCCGGUCUACUCCAGGAGGUGCUGCGCGGCUACGACGGUGGCGCCAGCGACUGGGUGCGCGCCUUCGAACGCCUGCACCAAUCAGCGCCCGGAACGCGCUCGGCGUUCCGCGCGCCCGUUGCCGCAGCUGCUGCCGCAGCGGCCGCCGCUGCCGCCCAGCUCUGGAGGCCUCCACCGGGCUGCCUGUUGACGCCGGCCUGCCCGCUUUUCCUGCCGGCAUGUCCGCCGGGCUGUUCGCAGUGUGCGCCGCUCCUGAGCCAGGCCUGGGCGCUGGGCGCCGAAGCCGGAAUCAAGCACGAGUGA